CAAGAAUCAACAAUAAGCACGAAGGCUCAAUCCUUCUCUCCCCCCCCCCCCCCUCUGUAUCUUUCUAUUUCUCUAACCAGUAAUAACUUCCAUCUGUUCUUCCUUUGAUCAUCUCUCUUCGACAUGGCUGAAGAACCCCAGAAAGCAGCUGAGGAAGUGGCGGCGGCAGUGGCCGAGAAAUCUGUUGUUGAAGAGAAAGGGAAAGAGAAAGAGCCCGAGAAGCCGGUCAUCGAAGCGCUGCCUGAGAAGCCCAUCGCUGAGAGCGAGAAAAAGGAGGAAGCGAAGCCUGCGGGCCCCACUGAGGAAGUUGUUGAGGAGAAGCCUAAGGCCCCGAUAGAAGACCGCAAGAUCACCCAGUCUGUUUCUUUCAAGGAGGAGACCUAUGUGGUUGCCGACCUCCCUGAUGCUCAGAAGAAGGCCCUUGAUGAGCUGAAACAGCUUGUUCAAGAAGCACUGAACAAGCACGAGUUCACUGCUCCUCCUCCUCCGCCGGCAGCCAAGGAGGAGGAAGAGAAGAAGGCCCCGGAAGUGGUGGCUUCGACGGAGGAGAAGAAGGAGGAAGAGAAACCGGCGGCAGCUGAGGGAAAAGCUGAAGCAGAGCCUCCUAAGGACGUUGCUGCUGUUGAAGAGCCAGCCAAGGUUGAAGCUGAAACAGUUUCUGAAGAGAAAAAGGAAGAGCAGAAGCCUGCAUCUGAAACUCCGGUGGUUGAAACUGUCACUGAAGAGAAAAAGGAGGAGGAGAAGCCUGCACCUGAAGCUGCUGUUGCCACGGAGGUGGUUGAGAAAGUUUCUACUGAAGUACAAGAUGAUUCUAAGACGGUGGAAACAAUCAAAGAGACCAUAGUUUCAGUCUCUGAGGAGGCAGCACCUGCAACUAAGGAUGGUGAGGCCGCUGCUUCGGCAUCCGAUACGGCAGUGCCAGAAGCAAAAGUGGAGGAGGUCCCUGCGCCGCCUCCACCUCCACCGGAGGAGGUUUCCAUCUGGGGAAUUCCCCUGCUUGCCGAUGAGAGGAGUGAUGUGAUACUCCUGAAAUUCUUGAGAGCAAGGGAUUUCAAGGUGAAGGAUGCCUUCACGAUGAUCAAGAACACCGUUCGUUGGCGGAAGGAAUUCGGGAUCGAUGCGCUUGUUGAGGAAGAUCUCGGGAACGACUGGGACAAGGUGGUGUUCACUCAUGGGUAUGACAAAGAAGGCCAUCCAGUUUGCUACAACGUGUUUGGUGAGUUCGAGAACAAGGAGUUGUAUCAGAACACGUUUUCUGAUGAGGAGAAGCGCCUGAAGUUCAUCAGAUGGAGGAUUCAGUUCUUGGAGAAGAGCGUUAGAAAAUUUGACUUCGCUCCUACUGGUAUUUCUACAAUUGUCCAGGUCAAUGAUCUUAGGAAUUCACCUGGCUUGGGUAAGAGGGACCUCCGGCAAGCAACCAAUCAGGCCCUUCAAUUACUUCAGGAUAACUAUCCUGAGUUCUUGGCCAAGCAGGUGUUUAUCAAUGUUCCAUGGUGGUACCUGGCCUUUUCAAGGAUGAUAAGUCCAUUCCUGACUCAGAGGACCAAAAGCAAAUUUGUAUUUGCUGGUCCGUCCAAAUCUGCGGAAACCCUUUUCAAAUAUAUAGCUCCUGAGCAUGUGCCUGUCCAGUAUGGUGGAUUGAGCAGGGAGGGUGACUAUGAAUUCACGACUGCUGACUCUGUUACUGAGUUUACUAUUAAACCAUCAACAAAACAUAUUAUUGAAUUCCCAGCUUCUGAGCCGUGCCAUCUGGUUUGGGAACUGAGAGUUGUGGGUUGGGAUGUGAGCUAUGGUGCUGAAUUUGUGCCGAGUGCUGAAGAUAGAUACACUGUGAUAGUACAGAAGAGCCGGAAAAUUGGGGUUGUAGAUGAAACCAUAAUCUCUAAUGACUUUAAAGCGGGGGAACCUGGCAAGGUUGUGAUCACCAUUGAUAACCAGACAUCAAAGAAGAAGAAAUUGCUGUACAGGUCCAAGACCAAACCCAUCUCUGAGUAAAAAAGCCUUCAUUGGAAGGAGAACCUGUAAGGUCUGUGAAUUACUAUUGAUUAUUAUGGACUGUGUCAAGGGGAAGAAGAAUAAGGGCUCUACUAUGUAUUUCAUUUAACAUGAAAAUUGGGUAGAUGGGGAAAGGGAUUUAUUCUUUUUCUUUUUUUAUACAGGGUUAUAUUUGUUCGUUUGGCUGAAAUUAAUUUGUUUGGUGUCGGUGGUUGGCAUAUUUUAUUUAGAGUAACUUGUUGUUUUUGCCCCUAGAAAAUUUCCAACUUUUCAUUUUGGUCCCCUACGAUGUAACCAUGGAAGACUAGACUUCCAGCCUGGUCUCCCAGAACAUAAGAUGGAAAACUUGAUAGAUUGAACUCACAGGGGUUACAUUUUAGAGGAUUGAAUUGAAAAAUUAGUCAUUGUUCAAGGAUAAAGAUGACAAUUUACUCUUCUAUUUACAAUUAAUUGCUUAUCCUAAUGCCCUUGGUGGUUAGGGAGGGAUAGACAAUUGGGGUUUAUUUGUAUGUAUUUGUUUCUGUGGAGUGUGGAGUGAGGAAGAAAGUCUAUAUUUGUAAUAUGAUAUACUCCAGUUCCUGCCUGUAAAGUUUGUAUGAUUGUGAUGAUGUAUUACUUAUUCACUUGGUAAAUAUUUAAAGCUCAUUGUUUCACUUA
Neltuma alba is the source of this 2652-nucleotide messenger RNA. Its product is annotated as patellin-3-like. Gene Ontology annotation, molecular function: lipid binding. The coding region runs from base 124 to 1995 and encodes 623 amino acids. The record is from RefSeq and is a predicted model, not a curated record. The transcript is spliced from 4 exons. Lineage: Eukaryota; Viridiplantae; Streptophyta; Magnoliopsida; Fabales; Fabaceae.